GAUGGGUCCAUUGAAAUGAAUACAGGUCAACAUUGGCGCAGUCGCGGAAACCGGAAACUAAACUGCAGAUGAUUGGGCGAUAAUAAUUUAGUUACAGGUAGAGACGGAUCGGAGGCAACCGCCGGGCGGAUCUGGAAAAUCUUCCAUAUCCCGUAAUCCCCAGCCUAAUCGAUCUUGACGAACAAGUGCAGGGAGAUCCGCCAAGGCGAUGGCCGGGAGAGUUGUGCUGGAGGGAAGCCUUGGCUCGCCGGCGUCCGCCGUAGCCGGCAUGCUGAGGCAGCUGGUAGACACGGCCGCCGAGACGGCCAGGCUUGCUGCCGGCGCGGAGGCGGCCCUGCUGGUCAACGCCAACGCCGACCGCAGCGCGGGCAUCAGGAAAUGGCUCCAGGAGCGCUGGGUCGCCAUGUACAAGCUGGACGACGCGCUCGACGACUACAACAGCAGCGUGGCGAGGCAGCAUCAGCAGCAGCCUGCGGAGGAGGCUAGAAGAUCAAUCCGCCAUUGGUUUCGGUCAUCAUCAAGUGCUGUCCAUGAGGUUGAAACCAGGAGAUUAAAAACUACUGUUGAGGUGCUGUUUAAGGAAAUGAAUGACAUUUUACAGAAGUGGCAUGAACUAGAUCUUCAACCAAUCAAUUCGACAAGACAGAGCUUGAACUCAGAAUUUCUUGGUGACCUGACACCAUAUCAUGAUAUCAUAGGUGAUGUAGUUCAACUACAAGUGACGAAUCUGAUAAGCAUACUAACCGACAAACAAAGCACUAAUCAAAGCAGUAGCCACCUUGUCAUGAUAAUUGGUUGCAGGGGAGCUGGCAAGACAACAUUGGCACGGAAAGUAUUUGAUGACCCCCGCACUAGAAGUGCUUUUAGUUUGGUUCUAUGGGUACGCAGCUCGAAAGAUUUCAAUGAUAUGGGGUUGUUAUCUGCCAUUGCAAGUGCUGCUGGCAUCAAGGCUGGGGAAGGCGGAAGUAGUAGGGAGAAAAUUGAGGAAAUGUUGGCCUCUAUACUCGAAGGAAAGAGAAUUCUGCUGGUCAUAGAUGAUGUAUGGAGUCGCCAAAUUCAUGGAAGUUACCUAGAGACUUGCUUUCCUGUCCAACACGGAAGCCGAAUUCUGAUGACCACUGGGGACGAAAGUGUUGCUGAACAUGUGAACUCUGUUCACACCCAUAAAGUAAAGGAAUUGUCUAUCUCUGACCGUUUGACUUUGCUUAGCAGAAGUGCUUGCCUCGAUGAAAAAAAGCUCGACACAUCCAUGAAGGUAAUUGGGAUAACACUUGUUCAAAAGUAUGGCAAGGUGCCAUUGGCUAUCAAGGUUAUAGGUGGUGUCCUACGAAUGAAGGACCGACCGUAUGAGGAAUUGAAGGAGGUGAGUACUAAAUGUGACGGAUGGUCUUCUGCUGACAUCCCGGAUGGCACGAAGGACAUAGCAGGGCCUAUCCGCAUGGCCUACAAUGACUUGCCAUCUCACUUGAAGCAGUGCCUCCAGUACUGCUUGCACCUGCCGGAAGACUCCACGAUUAGCAAGCUUAAUGUCACCCGGCUGUGGAUAUCAGAGGGCUUCAUUGAGGAACAAGAGGACUGCAGCCCAGAAGAUACCGCUGCCGAGUAUUACGAGGAAUUGGUUCUGAGGAACCUUCUGGAACCAGAGAUUGAAUCACCUGACAUGCCAAGAUGCAGAAUGCAUGAUUGUGUCAGGACCAUUCUGCAAUCCCUUACGAAGGACUUGUGGACUGGAAACUGCAGAUUGAAUUUCACUUCCACUCAAGAAAUGGUAACAAUAUCACGCUUCAGGACAGUAAUUUUGUAUAGGAACCCAUUGGGCGAUCGUGUUUUUGAUCAGGUGUUCAAGGAGAUGAAACAUUUGAGAGUGCUAGACCUUAGUAAUACCAGAAUUAGGCACAUUCCAGGAUCAUUGGAACCUCUAUUUCACCUUAGGUUCUUGAAUCUUUCAUCUACAGAUAUCACAGCGCUCCCGGAGUCUAUUGGGAACCUAAAAAACCUAAAGUUCCUGGUCCUCCAAUGGUGCUAUAGGUUUCAUUCACUUCCAGAUGGAAUAAGUAAGCUGCACAACUUGCGGACCCUUGAUCUCGAAGGGACGGCACCACUUCUGGUGCUACCAAGAUUAGCAGGCCUGGAGCAGCUAACAACACUUCAUGGAUUUAUAGUGAACUCCAAAGCUGCUUCAACUGAGAAAGAUACAAGCGGGUGGCCUUUGGAAGACCUGAUAUAUCUAAAUUCACUGCAAAGUCUGCAGAUAGUGAAAAUAGACAGAAUUCAUGAGGAACAUCUGAACUUGCAAAGACCGUUGUUGUCAAGGAAGUCUUACCUAACACAGCUUGAGCUAUGUGGCAGCACAAGGAAGGUCCAUGAAGUAGCAAAGGAAGAAAACAAAAGGCUCAACGAUGUGCUCAACAGCCUUCGACCUCCACAGUGCCUGGAGUCCCUGAAAAUAGUGAGCUUCAACGGGCAAUCGUUUCCUAACUGGAUCCAGAAUCUCCCAAACCUCAAGCGGCUUGUCAUUGCUGAUUGCGAAUUCUGUGAGUGGCACCCGGCUCUGGGACAGCUACCACAGCUGAAGACGCUAGAGGUUUCUUGCUGUUCGAAGCUGCGCGCCAUCGAGCGGGGAGGAACAGGUCCGACCCAAGCAUUUCCGAAGCUAGAGCAGCUGCAUCUGGAUGACAUGGGGAGCCUCGAGUCAUGGGAAGGAUUUGAAACUGGUGACCUGCCUUCCCUGGUGAAUUUCCAUGUGGAGAGAUGCCCAAAGCUGAGAUCCCUCCCCUCUUGCCUCAGGUGCUCCACGCUGCUCACAAGCAUGCGCGUCGUCUCUGCUGACAGCAUCGAGGCGAUCCAUAGCGUUAGCAACCUCAAAAACUUGUUCGUCCAAUACAGCAAGAGGCUUUCUUGCAUCUCUAAUCUGCCAUCACUUGAGGCCUUGACAGUCGUCGAUUGCUCAGGAUUGCAAGAUGUAAGUGGGCUGGGACAUGUGAAGCACCUACGCAUCGAGGAUGGAGAACUGAAAAGCCUUCCAGAUUGGCUGGGAAAGCACGGCUCCGCUCCAGAAACACUUGCCGUCGUUGGCAGAGAGGAACUGCUUCGAAGCUUGGUUCCCGGUGGCAAAGAUUGGCCAGCCAUCAGUGGCAUCGGCAAGGUAUACGGUUACUUGUCGGACGGCUCCCCCUUUUUCACGUACUCAAAGAUCACCAAUGAGUUGGAAACGUUCGGGAACCGAAAACUCGAUGUGAGCUCAGUGGCCGUGCAUGGGUCAAAGAAUUGGUCACCGAAGAUUUGGAAAGCGAUGCCUUCAGCGGCUGUGCUAGUAGCUAUUUCUCUAGUUCCUUUUCUGCUGCCGACAAGAUAUAUGGAUUUCGUUCCAAACACAGUCUAUUUUUUCUUCUUAGCAUACAUGGCAAUGUUAGUUGCCUUUAUUUGUGUACUACGCACCUUAUAAUCGGUGAGGGCUAAGUUCAAGGACCUCUUCAGCAGUACAUGUUGCUGCCUCAAGAGCUUCAACAGUUCCUAUAAAUGUUGCUGCUUAUAUUACUACUGUUCAUAAA
Messenger RNA from Setaria italica (foxtail millet), 3551 nucleotides. Its product is annotated as disease resistance protein RGA2. Gene Ontology annotation, biological process: defense response to other organism. The record is from RefSeq and is a predicted model, not a curated record. Gene Ontology annotation, molecular function: protein binding; ADP binding. The transcript is spliced from 2 exons. Bases 209 to 3445 code for a protein of 1078 amino acids. NCBI's taxonomy places the organism in Eukaryota, Viridiplantae, Streptophyta, Magnoliopsida, Poales, Poaceae.